AUGCCCGGCAUCCUCCCAGCCCUGAUGAGACGAUUGGUCAACAAGGUUGCAGGUAUCGUGCUUGCAGCUUGCUUCCUGUGGCUGGCAUGGGCUUUAUAUUACCAUUUCUCCACAUCCAAAGUCCCUCCCGGAGUGUGUCAGCCUCUCAAGGUCCAAUUUCUACACAUCGUACUUGUCAUGCUGUUCGGAUUGAAUUAUGUUCUCUGGAAAAUAGGUCUUUGCCCCUGGCUUGCCAUACCGAGGUUUGCAUUUGAUGUGAUUCCUCCCUCAGAUGACCCAACAAUCUCCAUCAAGAAUGAAUUCUUUGAAGGUGUACCUGUAAGAAUCUACCAACUGAAAGAGCCGUCUGCAGGGAUGCGGAGAGGAAUUAUGUUUUUCCAUGGAGGAUGUGGACUCUUUGGGAGCAUUGAUGCCUAUGAAAGAUUUUGCCGUUAUAUUGCCAAAGAAAGUGAUUCGGUGCUUGUGUCUGUUGGGUAUUGUCUUGCUCCUGAGAGCCCUUAUCCGACACAGUUCAACCAAUGUCAUGAUGCCACCGUUCACUUUAUGAAGAAUUCAGAGAACUAUGGGGUAGACCCUGCUCGUAUAAUACUUUGCGGAGACAGUUUUGGAGGGUUGGUGACCGCUUACCUCUGCCAAGAGCUGAAAAACAGAACGGAUCUCCCCAAAGUCCAUGCUCAGAUGCUGCUCUAUCCAUUUCUCCAAGCACUGGACUGUAAUUUACCUUCUUAUCAGCAGAAUUCUCUCUUCCCUCUGAUAUCUCGAAAAAAUUUGUUGAAAUUCGCUGCACAGUAUCUUGAUCAAUCCACAUCAAUGAUUGACAUGGCUAUCAGUGGAAAUCUGAUCCCUCAAAGCAUUCAAAUGAAAUACAAGGGGUGGGUACAUUCUGAUAACAUCCCUUAUGAGUUUAGAAUCAGAAACCACAAUCCAGCCCCGCCUGCUUCUCCAAAAGACAAUUUAUUUAACUUGCUAUAUGAAGCGCUUGACAGAAAAAUUUCCCCACUUUUGGCUGAUGAUUCCUUUUUACAAGGUCUUCCCGAGACUUUCAUCUUAACUUGUGAAUAUGAUGUGCUGAGGGACGACGGCUUGUUGUAUAAGAAACGACUGGAAGACAACGGUGUCCCGGUAUCGUGGUACCACCUUGAAGAUGGAUUUCAUGCCAUUACAGUCCUGAUUAAUCACUGGUUUAUUACUUUUACCUCUUCUAAAACAGGAAUGGAUGGUAUAGUUAAUUAUGUAAAAGGACUGUAAUUUCAAACAUGGUCUUGGAUCUCUCCAAACUGGAUGUGUGACUGUUCAGGAAACUGCUUAAUUUUAUUAAUUGUACUACAGACAGUAAACUUCU
This is a messenger RNA of Eublepharis macularius, 1342 nucleotides long. Its product is annotated as arylacetamide deacetylase-like 4. Gene Ontology annotation, molecular function: hydrolase activity. The transcript is spliced from 5 exons. The coding region runs from base 1 to 1248 and encodes 415 amino acids. NCBI's taxonomy places the organism in Eukaryota, Metazoa, Chordata, Lepidosauria, Squamata, Eublepharidae. The record is from RefSeq and is a predicted model, not a curated record.